Cebus imitator (Panamanian white-faced capuchin) is the source of this 10145-nucleotide messenger RNA. It is a transcript of the gene LRBA, whose product is annotated as LPS responsive beige-like anchor protein. NCBI's taxonomy places the organism in Eukaryota, Metazoa, Chordata, Mammalia, Primates, Cebidae. Gene Ontology annotation, molecular function: protein kinase binding. The transcript is spliced from 60 exons. The record is from RefSeq and is a predicted model, not a curated record. Gene Ontology annotation, biological process: intracellular protein localization. The coding region runs from base 470 to 9073 and encodes 2867 amino acids. Gene Ontology annotation, cellular component: cytosol; membrane.
CCCUUCUCUCCUUGCGGUCGCCGCUCGGCUUCUCGGGCCGGCCCCCUCCCUUCCUGCCACCACACACACCUCCCCUCCUCUUCUCGUCGAAUCUCAGGUGCUUGAGAGAGGUGCUCUACUCCUCCCCCUGGGCCGAGCGUUUAGAAUAAUCACCGCCCCCUUCCCCCGCCUUUUCCUGCCCUGAAUCUCCGCCGCCACCUCCGUCUCGCUGCUCCCGGGCCGGGGGUGAGGACGAGUCCGGAGUAUUUGGGGUUUGGCGUUGUUGUCAGCCUCGGGGAGAGAGAUUGGACAAAUAUUCUCCAAGACGAGGAGGGCGACGCCAAGGACUUUCCACAUCUACUGCUUUGGGGUUUCUCCACAAGUUGGAAGAGAGACCCUUUGGUUUUGCGUUGCGUGUGUUGUGCUCAUUACCAGUGCAGCGACUGCUGUCCCAGGGUGACUCUGAGUUGUCCUUUCUCGUGAGCUAGCAAUGGCUAGCGAAGACAAUCGUGUCCCUUCCCCGUCACCAACAGGUGAUGACGGGGGAGGUGGAGGGAGAGAAGAAACCCCUACUGAAGGGGUUGCAUUGUCUCUGAAACCAGGGCUCCCCAUCCGGGGCAUCAGAAUGAAAUUUGCCGUGUUGACGGGUUUAGUUGAAGUUGGAGAAGUGUCCAAUAGGGAUAUUGUAGAAACUGUCUUUAACCUGCUGGUAGGAGGACAGUUUGAUUUGGAAAUGAAUUUCAUUAUCCAAGAAGGUGAGAGUAUCAACUGUAUGGUGGACCUACUGGAAAAAUGUGACAUUACUUGCCAAGCAGAAGUCUGGAGCAUGUUUACAGCCAUUCUGAAGAAAAGCAUACGAAAUCUUCAAGUCUGCACUGAAGUAGGACUUGUUGAAAAAGUGCUUGGGAAAAUUGAAAAAGUUGACAAUAUGAUAGCAGAUCUUUUAGUUGACAUGUUGGGAGUGUUGGCUAGCUACAGUUUGACAGUUCGAGAGCUAAAGCUUUUCUUCAGUAAACUUCAAGGAGAUAAAGGACAAUGGCCUCCACAUGCUGGGAAGUUGCUGUCUAUGUUAAAGCACAUGCCUCAGAAGUAUGGCCCUGAUGCCUUUUUCAACUUUCCAGGAAAGAGUGCUGCAGCUAUUGCAUUACCUCCUAUAGCCAAAUGGCCGUACCAGAAUGGUUUUACAUUUCAUACAUGGUUUAGAAUGGAUCCUGUAAAUAACAUCAAUGUAGAUAAGGAUAAACCAUAUUUGUAUUGUUUCAGAACCAGCAAAGGUCUUGGCUAUUCUGCUCAUUUUGUUGGUGGCUGUUUGAUUAUAACAUCAAUAAAGUCAAAAGGAAAAGGCUUUCAACACUGUGUGAAAUUUGAUUUUAAGCCGCAAAAGUGGUACAUGGUUACCAUAGUGCACAUCUAUAACCGAUGGAAGAACAGUGAACUUCGAUGUUAUGUGAAUGGUGAACUAGCAUCCUAUGGAGAGAUAACAUGGUUUGUCAACACUAGUGAUACCUUUGACAAAUGUUUCCUUGGCUCGUCAGAAACAGCAGAUGCUAAUAGAGUAUUCUGUGGUCAGAUGACUGCAGUUUAUCUUUUCAGUGAAGCUCUUAAUGCAGCUCAGAUUUUUGCUAUUUAUCAGUUGGGCCUGGGAUACAAGGGUACAUUUAAAUUCAAAGCAGAAAGCGACCUUUUCCUUGCUGAGCAUCACAAACUUUUGUUGUAUGAUGGCAAACUCUCUAGUGCCAUUGCAUUCACGUACAAUCCACGGGCUACAGAUGCCCAGCUUUGCCUUGAGUCAUCCCCUAAGGACAACUCUUCAAUUUUUGUUCAUUCACCACAUGCACUUAUGCUCCAGGAUGUGAAGGCAGUUUUAACACAUUCCAUUCAAAGUGCUAUGCAUUCAAUUGGAGGCGUACAAGUACUGUUUCCACUUUUUGCACAGUUGGAUUACAGGCAAUAUUUGUCUGAUGAGGUUGACUUGACUAUCUGUUCAACCUUGCUGGCUUUUAUCAUGGAGUUGUUGAAGAACUCAAUCGCUAUGCAGGAGCAGAUGCUUGCCUGUAAGGGCUUCUUGGUAAUAGGAUAUAGCCUUGAAAAGUCUUCCAAAUCUCAUGUCAGCAGAGCAGUACUUGAACUUUGCCUUGCAUUUUCAAAAUAUCUGAGUAGUCUGCAAAAUGGGAUGCCCCUGCUCAAGCAAUUGUGUGAUCACAUUCUUCUUAAUCCUGCCAUAUGGAUUCAUACCCCAGCCAAGGUUCAGUUAAUGCUCUAUACUUAUCUGUCCACGGAAUUCAUUGGUACGGUAAACAUAUAUAAUACCAUUCGGAGAGUCGGAACAGUGCUUCUCAUCAUGCACACGCUGAAGUACUACUAUUGGGCAGUGAAUCCUCAGGAUCGAAGUGGUAUCACCCCAAAAGGAUUAGAUGGACCACGACCUAAUCAAAAAGAAAUACUUUCUCUACGAGCAUUCUUGUUGAUGUUCAUUAAGCAAUUAGUGAUGAAGGAUUCUGGAGUAAAGGAAGAUGAAUUGCAGGCCAUUCUUAAUUACCUACUGACUAUACAUGAGGAUGACAAUCUAAUGGAUGUCCUACAAUUGCUUGUUGCAUUAAUGUCGGAACACCCUAACUCUAUGAUUCCUGCUUUUGACCAAAGGAACGGGUUACGUGUUAUCUACAAACUUCUGGCAUCAAAAAGCGAAGGAAUCAGGGUACAAGCUCUUAAGGCAAUGGGUUAUUUUUUAAAACAUCUGGCGCCAAAGAGGAAAGCUGAAGUCAUGCUUGGGCAUGGAUUGUUUUCAUUGCUUGCUGAAAGGCUCAUGCUUCACACAAAUUUAAUCACAAUGACCACAUAUAAUGUCCUAUUUGAGAUUCUUAUAGAACAGAUUGGUACUCAGGUGAUACAUAAACAGCAUCCAGAUCCCGAUUCUUCAGUAAAGAUACAAAACCCUCAGAUACUAAAAGUAAUUGCGACCCUACUUCGAAAUUCUCCCCAGUGCUCAGAGAGCAUGGAGGUUCGCAGAGCCUUUCUUUCUGACAUGAUUAAACUUUUUAAUAACAGUAGAGAAAACAGGAGGAGCUUGCUACAAUGCUCUGUGUGGCAAGAGUGGAUGCUUUCUCUCUGCUAUUUUAAUCCUAAGAAUUCAGAUGAGCAAAAGAUAACAGAAAUGGUAUAUGCCAUAUUCAGAAUCCUGCUUUACCAUGCAGUCAAAUAUGAGUGGGGUGGCUGGCGUGUAUGGGUAGAUACUUUAUCAAUCACUCAUUCAAAGGUCACUUUUGAAAUACACAAAGAAAACCUUGCCAAUAUGUUUAGGGAACAGCAAGGAAAAGUUGAUGAAGAAAUAGGGCCCUCUUCUUCAACUUCAGUUGAAGCAGCCUCUGUCAUUAGAAGGGAUGUUAAUGUUUCAGCAGGAUCCCAGCAAUCAGAUAGGAAGGAUUCUCCUGUCUAUCCUCAUUUCACCACAAAUGGUAACGAAAAUUCAAGUAUAGAGAAGACAUGCUUACUAGAAUCUGCAUCUAAUAUUGAACUGCAAACUACUAAUACAUCUUAUGAAGAAAUGAAAGCUGAGCAAGAAAAUCAGGAGUUACCAGAUGAAGGCACGUUGGGAGAAACAUUGGCAAAUGAGACAAGGAAUGCAGGUGAUUUAGAAGUAUCUUCUGACAUAAUAGAAGCUGUGACUAUUUCUUCUAAUUCUUUUAUAACAACUGGCAAAGAUUCAGUGACUGUCAGUGAAGUAACUGCUUCUAUAAGUUCUCCUUCAGAAGAGGAUGCUUCAGAGAUGCCAGAGUUCUUGGAUAAGUCUAUAGCAGAGGAAGAGGAAGAUGAUGAUUAUGUGGAACUGAAAGUAGAAGGCAGUCCUACUGAGGAAGCUAGUCUACCCACAGAGUUCCAAGAUAAUAGUUUGUCUCCAGCUGCAUUUGAAGCCAGUGAAAAACUGGACAUGUUUGGCAAUGAUCACAAAUUAAUAUGUCAAGAAGGAAAACCUGUUACUGAAAAGCAAACUAAUACUGAAACUCAAGAUUCUAAAGAUUCUGGAAUUCAGACUAUGACAGCAUCAGAGUCUUCAGCUAGGUCACCAGAAACUACUGUUUCCCAAAGAGCUGUAGAAUCAAACCUUGGUCAGAUGCUGGAGGAAGGGAGGAAAGCAACUGCCCUCACUAGAGAAACCAAAUUAAUUAGUGAUUGUCAUGGUAAUACCUCUGAGGUUUCUGCUGCUUCUGAGCAAAAGAUUGCAAAGUUGGAUGUUUCUAGUGUUGCUACAGAUACUGAGAGGCUGGAAUUGAAGGCCAGCACAAAUGUGGAAGCACCUCAACCUCAUCGACAUGUGCUUGAGAUGUCAAGGCAACCUGAGGAGCCAGGGCAAGGAAUAGCACCAGAUGCAGUUAAUGGACAAAGGAGGGAUUCCAGAUCUACUACGUUUCGUAUUCCUGAGUUCAACUGGUCUCAAAUGCAUCAGCGUUUGCUCACUGAUCUAUUAUUUUCAAUUGAAACAGAUAUACAGAUGUGGAGAAGCCAUUCAACAAAGACAGUUAUGGACUUCGUGAAUAGCAGUGAUAAUGUCAUCUUUGUACACAACACAAUUCAUCUCAUCUCUCAAGUGAUGGACAAUAUGGUCAUGGCUUGCGGGGGUAUACUGCCAUUGCUUUCAGCUGCUACAUCGGCUACACAUGAACUGGAAAAUAUUGAACCUACUCAAGGCCUUUCAAUAGAAGCCUCUGUGACAUUUUUGCAGAGGCUAAUUAGCCUUGUGGAUGUGCUUGUAUUUGCAAGUUCUCUUGGCUUUACUGAAAUUGAAGCUGAAAAAAAUAUGUCAUCUGGAGGGAUUUUGCGGCAGUGUCUCCGACUGGUGUGUGCAGUGGCAGUAAGGAAUUGCUUGGAGUGUCAGCAGCAUUCACAACUGAAAACUAGGGGAGAUAAAGCCUUGAAAACAAUACAUAGCUUUAUUCCUUUAGGGAAAUCUGCAGCAAAGAGCCCAGUGGACAUUGUGACUGGUGGUAUAUCUCCAGUAAGAGACCUUGACAGGCUUCUACAGGACAUGGAUAUUAAUCGGCUUAGGGCAGUUGUUUUCAGAGACAUAGAGGAUAGCAAACAAGCUCAAUUCUUAGCCUUGGCAGUUGUAUACUUUAUCUCUGUUCUUAUGGUCUCCAAGUACAGAGACAUUUUGGAACCCCAAAAUGAAAGGCAUAGCCAGUCACUUACGGAAACUGGCAGUGAAAAUGGGAAUGUAUCACUCUCUGAAAUUGCACCAGCAGCAUUCAGCACUUUAACUACGGCAUCAGUGGAAGAAUCUGAAAGCACAUCAUCUGCUCGAAGGCGGGACUCAGGCAUUGGGGAAGAAACAGCCACUGGUUUAGGAAGCCAUGUGGAAGUAACUCCUCACACAGCACCUCCUGGUGUCAGUGCAGGCCCAGAUGCAAUCAGUGAGGUACUAUCUACUCUUUCUUUAGAAGUCAGUAAGCCUCCAGAAACCAAAAAUGAUAGAGGAAAUGAGUUGGACACUAAGGCUACACCAUCAGUUUCAGUUUCAAAAACUGUCAAUGUGAAAGACAUUCUCCGAAGCUUGGUUAACAUACCACCAGAUGGAGUCACAGUGGAUCCUGCCCUUCUGCCACCAACCUGUCUUGGAGCCCUUGGUGAUCUCUCUGUGGAACAAACUGUGCAGUUUAGAUCAUUUGACAGGAGUGUUAUUGUUGCAACAAAAAAGUCAGCAGUCUCACCUUGCACACUUACUACAAGCAUAUCUACCAAUGCUGUCAGUGUGGUUUCCUCAGUAGAUUCAGCUCAAGCCUCAGAUGUGGGAGGAGAAUCACCAGGCAGUAGAUCAUCUAAUGCAAAAUUGCCCUCAGUUCCAACAGUUGAUUCAGUAUCACAAGAUCCGGUAUCAAAUAUGAGUAUUACAGAGAGGCUUGAACAUGCUUUGGAAAAGGCAGCUCCUCUCCUUCGUGAGAUUUUUGUGGAUUUUGCACCUUUUCUUUCUCGGACACUUUUGGGUAGCCAUGGACAAGAACUGCUUAUAGAGGGAACAAGUCUGGUUUGCAUGAAGUCUAGUAGUUCAGUUGUGGAAUUGGUUAUGCUACUGUGUUCUCAGGAGUGGCAAAAUUCUAUUCAGAAGAAUGCAGGCCUUGCUUUCAUCGAACUUGUCAAUGAAGGAAGGUUGCUUAGCCAGACAAUGAAGGAUCAUCUAGUAAGAGUGGCAAAUGAAGCUGAAUUUAUCCUGAGCAGGCAGAGAGCAGAAGAUAUUCACAGACAUGCAGAAUUUGAGUCACUGUGUGCCCAGUAUUCUGCAGACAAACGAGAAGAUGAGAAGAUGUGUGAUCAUUUGAUAAGAGCAGCAAAAUAUCGUGACCAUGUGACAGCAACUCAACUAAUCCAGAAAAUUAUCAACAUUCUCACAGACAAGCAUGGAGCCUGGGGAAAUUCUGCAAUGAGUCGUCCUCGUGAGUUCUGGCGCCUUGACUACUGGGAAGAUGACUUGCGGCGCCGGCGACGAUUUGUGCGUAACCCUCUAGGAUCGACACAUCCUGAAGCGACACUAAAAACAGCCGUGGAACAUGCCACAGAUGAAGAUAUCCUUGCUAAAGGAAAACAAUCCAUCAAGAGUCAGGCUUUGGGAAAUCAGAACUCAGAAAACGAGAUCUUCCUGGAAGGCGAUGAUGAUACUCUGUCAUCCGUAGAUGAGAAAGAUUUAGAGAAUCUUGCUGGUCCUGUUAGCCUGAGCACACCAGCUCAGCUUGUGGCCCCCUCCGUUGUAGUAAAGGGCACUCUUUCUGUUACCUCCUCCGAACUCUAUUUUGAGGUGGAUGAAGAGGACCCUAACUUCAAAAAAAUCGACCCCAAGAUCCUGGCGUAUACAGAAGGGUUGCAUGGAAAAUGGCUGUUCACAGAGAUACGAUCAAUCUUUUCUCGUCGUUAUCUUUUGCAAAAUACAGCCCUGGAGAUCUUUAUGGCAAACAGAGUUGCUGUAAUGUUCAACUUCCCAGACCCUGCAAUAGUAAAGAAAGUGGUUAACUGUCUACCUCGUGUUGGCAUUGGAACGAGUUUUGGAUUGCCUCAAACCAGACGUAUUUCAUUAGCUAGUCCACGACAACUUUUUAAAGCUUCUAAUAUGACCCAGCGAUGGCAACACAGAGAGAUUUCUAAUUUUGAGUACUUGAUGUUUCUCAACACGAUAGCAGGACGGAGUUAUAAUGACUUAAAUCAGUAUCCAGUGUUUCCUUGGGUCAUCACUAAUUAUGAAUCAGAAGAACUGGAUCUUACCUUGCCCACCAACUUCAGAGAUUUGUCCAAGCCAAUAGGAGCUCUGAACCCAAAAAGAGCAGCAUUCUUCGCAGAGCGUUAUGAAUCAUGGGAAGAUGAUCAAGUUCCAAAGUUUCACUAUGGUACUCAUUACUCAACUGCAAGUUUUGUUCUUGCAUGGCUACUAAGAAUAGAACCCUUUACAACAUUUUUCCUGAAUUUGCAAGGAGGUAAAUUUGAUCAUGCAGAUCGAACUUUUUCAUCAAUUUCCAGAGCUUGGCGAAAUAGUCAGCGUGAUACAUCUGAUAUUAAGGAGUUGAUCCCUGAAUUUUAUUAUCUCCCAGAGAUGUUUGUCAACUUCAAUAAUUAUAAUCUUGGAGUGAUGGAUGAUGGGACAGUAGUGUCUGAUGUCGAACUUCCUCCUUGGGCCAAAACCUCAGAAGAAUUUGUUCACAUAAACAGAUUGGACCUGGAGAAUGAAUUUGAGCUACUUGAACACCAGGCACUUAAGCAGCACUUUCAGCCUGCCCCAGUUAUCAGUAGUAGCUUUCAACCCCUCAUUUCUGGUCUGGAUGAAAUGGGACCUAGAAUCAAAGAAGCAAUAGGUUUUCUCUAUACCUCACCUCUUAACCCUCAGACUUGCCCCUGCCUUUUUCAGGCUGUUGAAGCUCAAAUCCGAAGUUUUGGACAGACGCCUUCUCAGCUACUCAUAGAGCCCCAUCCUCCCAGAGGUUCUGCCAUGCAAGUGUAUCUCCUCCUGCAGAGUCCAUUGAUGUUCACAGACAAAGCCCAGCAGGAUGUUAUCAUGGUCCUCAAGUUUCCCUCCAACUCCCCUGUUACUCACGUGGCAGCCAACACCCAGCCUGGUUUGGCAACUCCUGCUGUAAUCACAGUCACUGCUAACAGGUUAUUUGCCGUGAACAAAUGGCACAAUCUUCCUGCUCAUCAAGGUGCUGUACAAGACCAGCCAUACCAGCUGCCAGUGGAAAUCGAUCCUCUCAUAGCCAGCAAUACAGGAAUGCAUAGGAGGCAAAUCACUGACCUUUUAGACCAAAGUAUUCAGGUGCAUUCCCAGUGCUUCGUCAUCACUUCAGACAACCGCUAUAUUCUUGUCUGUGGCUUCUGGGAUAAGAGUUUCAGAGUCUAUUCUACAGACACAGGAAAAUUAAUCCAAGUGGUGUUUGGCCAUUGGGAUGUCGUCACUUGCCUCGCUCGUUCUGAGUCAUAUAUUGGGGGAAAUUGCUACAUUCUCUCAGGGUCACGUGAUGCAACUCUUUUGCUAUGGUACUGGAAUGGAAAAUGCAGUGGGAUUGGAGAUAACCCAGGCAGUGAGACUGCUGCUCCUCGGGCCAUUUUGACGGGCCAUGACUAUGAGAUCACAUGUGCUGCAGUCUGUGCUGAGCUAGGCCUGGUGUUAAGUGGUUCACAAGAAGGACCAUGUCUCAUACAUUCCAUGAAUGGAGACUUGUUGAGGACCUUGGAGGGUCCUGAAAACUGCCUGAAACCGAAACUCAUUCAGGCUUCAAGAGAGGGCCAUUGUGUCAUAUUCUAUGAGAAUGGCCUCUUCUGUACGUUCAGUGUGAAUGGGAAGCUCCAGGCCACGAUGGAAACGGAUGAUAACAUAAGAGCCAUCCAGCUAAGCCGAGAUGGGCAGUACCUGCUCACAGGAGGAGACAGCGGAGUGGUUGUGGUCCGGCAGGUAUCAGACCUCAAGCAGCUCUUUGCCUACCCAGGAUGCGAUGCUGGAAUCCGGGCCAUGGCGCUGUCCUAUGACCAGAGGUGCAUCAUUUCUGGCAUGGCUUCAGGAAGCAUUGUGCUAUUUUACAACGACUUUAACCGGUGGCAUCAUGAAUACCAAACCCGCUAUUGAUGGUGACAGCUGUGCACCGACUCUGCCCCUAGGAUGAGCAGCAGUACCUGGAGCAUCAUUCUCUUAGAAAUAGCUACCACAUCUGAAUGUAACUUAAAUUUGCUCAAAGAAGCAAAAUAUUUUUUAAAGUUACUAAUAAUUGCUAUUUUUGUAGUCUUUGCUUGACUUUUUCGGUGGGGCGGGGGGAUUAGCAAAGCAGAAAACUGGCUGCUGGGUUCUGUAGUUUUAAAAAAAAAAAUCUAUAUUUUUAGUCAUAAUGAGAAGUCUAUUUUCACCAAUUAUGGAAACAUUCAGUGGAGCAAGUAAACCACUUACUUAUUCCAGCUAUAAUAUUAUGAAGAACAUAUCCGAUGCAUCUACAAGCUUGAGAAAUAGGAUUUUCACAGUGGGGAAGUGGGUCAUAAUAUUGGGAUAGGAAAACUUUAUGCUGUAAUUUAGGUCCUGUAUUUUCCCAAACAAUUGUGCUUUUUCAGCACUAAUAUUUCUGGGAUUUAAAUAGUAAUGUUUAAAUUAUGGUAAAUGUAAUUUAAAACAUUCAGUUAAUUCUAUCAAUAUUAUUCUUCAAGCAUGUUUUAGACUAGAAAAGUAUGGUUUGGGGGAGAUUAUUUUAUUUUAUGUGUGGUUAGCACAAAGAAUCUAGGUUAUAGCAGGUGUGAAAUAGUUACUGUUUUUUCCUGAUCUUUCAUCUUCAUAGCACAACAAAACAAAAUGAUGGAAAUGCUCUCGGGCUCACAACCUUUGUUUUUCUUUUAAAGUAAAUGCAAGUACCAAAGUUCUCUACUGCGGUCUGCCUGUGCCCGGACAAUGGGGCGGAGCCAUCAUUGGGGCACCCCCUUCCCUCUCCGGGUUUGCAAAUAAUAGAGGCUACCAGGUGCUGUAUUCAGCAACACCUGUUUUACUAUUUGUUAUUAAACUAUCUCCACUUUCCUUUUGAUUAGCAAUUUGUACUAAGAAACAAUGUUAUUUGGUGUUGUAUAAUUCUACUUUUCUAGUAGAUUACUGUGUGGAAUUCUGUGAAAAAUAUUUGAGAAAAGGCCUGUAUUGCAUAAAUAAAUUCUUUGUAUGUUGUGAA